Hyla sarda is the source of this 4696-nucleotide messenger RNA. RefSeq names its product PR/SET domain 1 (gene PRDM1). The transcript is spliced from 7 exons. The record is from RefSeq and is a predicted model, not a curated record. Gene Ontology annotation, biological process: regulation of transcription by RNA polymerase II; cell fate commitment. NCBI's taxonomy places the organism in Eukaryota, Metazoa, Chordata, Amphibia, Anura, Hylidae. The coding region runs from base 481 to 2826 and encodes 781 amino acids. Gene Ontology annotation, molecular function: RNA polymerase II cis-regulatory region sequence-specific DNA binding; DNA-binding transcription repressor activity, RNA polymerase II-specific; histone deacetylase binding. Gene Ontology annotation, cellular component: cytoplasm; nucleus.
UGUUUUGCUAAAAGGUGAAUGGGAAUCGUGAGCAGAGGCGUCUCCAUCCCCGGGGGCUGCUCCUCCAUUCAUUCUCUGAGGAGCUUAACCCCUCCAGCCCCGGCAGAGGAGGCCCCCCCUAUGAUGACAUAUACCUGACGAUCCGGCUGGAGUCCUGUGCUCACACUCACUGCAGUCAGUCCAGGUAGUGAGUGAGUGUGUGCUCCUCCCCUCCUGAAUCACUAAGCAGGAAGAGAAAGUUUAGUGAGUGAAGUCUUCAGUGAUCCUAAGCUGAGGAGCCGGAGACACACACAGUAUCUCACACACAGUGUCUCCGGCACCUGAUCCGGGGAGGAAUACUUACUGCCGCCUCCAGUACUUACUGACCUCCAAUGACUACUACUACUGCCCGGGAAGUGUAUGGACUGUGCCUGGGCUGCCACACAAGAAACAACUGUUACAAGUACUGAAUCACCCCGUCCACAGGGGACAUAGCGGACCAUGAAAAUGGACGUAGAAGGAGCCGAUAUGACACUUUGGCCAGAGGUUGAAUUUGAGGCAAAGUGCACGUAUAUAGUGAAGGAUCACCAAUGGGACAGCCACUCCGAUGGAAGUAACCUUGUCCAAGCACAAGCAUCUCUGCCCAGGAACUUACUUUUUAAGCACACACCAGGCUCUAAAGAGGUGAUUGGUGUUUUAAGCAAAGAGUAUAUUCCAAAAGGAACCCGUUUUGGGCCAUUUGUAGGAGAGAUCUACACCAACGAUAAUGUUCCCAAAAAUGCCAACAGGAAAUACUUUUGGAGGAUAUACUCAAAUGGUGAAUUUAAUCAUUUUGUUGAUGGCUACAAUGAAGAAAAGAGUAACUGGAUGCGCUAUGUGAACCCAGCACACUCCAUUCAAGAACAGAAUUUGGCAGCUUGUCAAAAUGGCAUGAGUAUCUAUUUUUACACCAUCAAGCCUAUUCCAGCCAAUCAGGAACUGCUUGUAUGGUACUGCCGGGACUUUGCAGAAAGACUUGAUUAUCCUUCCUCUGGAGAGCUGGUGAUGAACCUUAAGCAAAGUUUGAUCAUCACAGCAGAUCAGAUUCCUCAGAAAGAGAUGCCACUUCAAAAAAACACUCCCAAGAAAGAGCACAGUGUUAAGGAAAUUCUAAAGAACACAAAUCAUUCAAAGCCUAAAGACAUCCCAAUGAACAAUAUCGAUGGUAUAAUUCCUGGCAAAGAAGCCAUAGAACCACCUAAACAUUGUAGUCCUGACAGACCAAUCUUCCCAAGAGUUGUGUAUCCAUUCCGCUCACAUAUUCAUGAAGAUUAUCUAAAGGCCACAGUUGGGUAUGGCCUUGAGAGACCAAACUAUAUGAUGCAUUCACCAAUUCAGUCAUCAACACCACCAAGUCCUUCAGCAAGAAGUAGCCCAGACCAGAGUUAUAAAAGCUCAAGUCCGCACAGUAGCCCAGGAUCUGCAUUAUCCCCUCACCAAACACCACAAGAGCACAGAGAACUGUACCCAUUUCUAAAUAGACCAUACAGCUCUGAAGGACUGGCAUCCUUUCCCAGCUAUGCACCCCCUGCAAGUCAUCUACCUCCAACCUUUAUAUCUUCAUACCAUCAUUCCUACCCCAAGUUCUUGUUGCCACCUCUUGGUCUUGGAUGCAAUGGCCUUAACACGCUAAAUAACAUCAGUGCUAUGAAUAAUUUCAAUAUUAUCCCAAGAAUGUAUCCAUUUUACAGCAGUAUGCUUGGAGGUGGAAGCCUCUCUCACCACAUGUUAAACCCUGCAGCUAUUCCUGGUUCACUACCCCACGAAGGAGGACGCAGACUGCUACAGCCUGACCAGCCACGAGACUUUCUCAUUCCUGCACCCAAUAGUGCCUUUUCCAUCACAGGUGCUGCUGCUAGUAUGAAAGAUAAGCAGAUCAGUCCAACAAGUGGAUCCCCCACUGCCGGCGCAGCAGCAAGUUCUGAGCAUGUCAUGCAACCUAAAGCUACCUCAGCAGUGAUGAUCACUAACAGUGAUGAAGCCAUCAAUUUGAUCAAAAACAAAAGAAACAUGACUGGCUAUAAGACUCUCCCCUACCCUCUUAAAAAGCAAAAUGGAAAAAUCAAAUAUGAGUGUAACAUUUGCUCAAAGACUUUUGGACAGCUGUCAAAUCUUAAGGUCCAUCUACGAGUUCACAGCGGUGAGCGGCCAUUCAAAUGUCAGACUUGCAACAAGGGAUUUACCCAGCUGGCACAUCUACAGAAGCACUUUUUGGUACACACUGGGGAGAAGCCUCAUGAAUGUCAGGUAUGUCAUAAGCGGUUUAGCAGCACAAGCAACCUAAAAACUCAUCUACGACUGCACUCUGGAGAGAAACCCUACCAAUGCAAGCUCUGCCCAGCAAAGUUCACCCAGUUUGUUCAUCUCAAACUCCAUAAACGUCUUCACACAAGGGAACGUCCACAUAAAUGUGUUCACUGCCACAAAAGUUACAUUCACCUGUGCAGUCUUCAAGUACACAUGAAGGGAAAUUGUCCUGCAUCCCCAAGACCCGGUCUCACCAGGGAGGACCUGAGUGUGAUCAAUGAAGAGAUUGAGAAAUUUGACAUUAGUGACAGCGCAGACAGACUAGAUGAAAGUGACAUGUCACCUGCAGCGGAGAAAGAAAUAAUGACUCUUCUCCGAAGAGAAAUAGAAGGUGCAAGUAUGAAGAUAUCUGUGUCCAGGAGUAUGGAAAAUGGCUUAAUUACAUCUGGGUGCAACUUUUAUGAACAAUCGGACUCUGUCAUAAAGCUGCCUCAUAACUCCCCGCUACCUCUGUUACCAGUUAAGGUCAAACAAGAAACCGUAGACCAAAUGGACUCUUAACGGACUCACGGAACAAGUGUUAUUUAUAAGAAGUUGAGGUGACUGCAGCCCAUCCUUGUACAUAUUUAUAAUGCUGCAACAUAGUCUUAGCUUAUGAAAGGUAGAAUUCUUCUAGAAGACCAACCCAAACUCCAAGAAGGAACUCCGAGAUAAGCAUAUUCUCAGGGCAAGGAAAGAGUCAGGGAAAUGGGUAUUGCCUACUCACUUAAUAUUAUUAUAAUUAUUAAUUAUUAUUAUUGUUAAUAAGACAAUCAUUUAUUUCUAAUUAUGUGUCACGGAAAAGUACUUCAUAAUUUAUUAUGCAAUUUAUCAUAACAAGAGCAAUAAUUUGAAAACGUUUACAAUGACAGGAAAAAAAUCAUUGUAAUUUUGAAUAUAUUUAUGUAUAUAUUUUAUGUGGCCAUUGAUGUAGAUACUUUCUGCAGUGUCUUUGUUUUUUUGUUUUCUAAGUUAAAAGAAAAUCUUAUUAUUUGUAGCACACCUUAGCUCUGCAUACCAAUGAUCAAUAUUUUGUUGCCAAAGCUGGAUGUUACAUCAAAUGGUAUAUUUAUUUCACUGAAGACAAAUUGAAGUGAUGCAUUUUAUCAUUGUUUUUAUUAAAAUUUUUGAACACUCUUCCCCUUUGAGAGCAUCAGAAAAGUGCAUAUGAGAUGCUCUUAUAAUGACAUCUUGCUCUCUAUAGCGCUGUAUUUUAACCUAACCUUAUAAACCACCUGUAAGAUUUGGGAAAAUACAUACAUACUAUUGUCCAAAAAAAAGAUUGGAAUACAGAAUAGUCCAAGUGCAGGACUGGCUACAUCCUCAUGGUCCAAUAGUAGACACGGGUAAUAAGGUGUUUUGUUGUUUUUUUGUUCUGGCACCCAUCUCAUUUUUCUGUGAGUCAUUUCCUUGAGUAUUUUGUGUCUUAUACAUUUAUUUGUUGUGGUUAAUUUAAGUGAAAGGGGCAUUGCAAAGUUGACAGUUUACCUCAUUGAUUGUGUCCAGUGUUGCAGAAAAAGGCUGGCAGAACCAAAAGCGUUGUGACUUUCAAGGAGAAACCAAAUAUACGCAGUCUAAAAACUGCACUUACACGUUGUACUAUUGCUUUGCUUGCUCACUCCAAAGAUAUUGCAGUUGUAUGGCUGGAUAUUGAGGGAUGCACUCUGGUUUAGGUUGCCUACUCUAUCCUCACAUGGAUAUACUUCAAGUCGUUUUCACCUUUCACUUACAGUUACCACGCAGUGGUAGAAAGUGGUCCAUAACACAAUUUACAAAUGUCACUGGAGUUCCCCCUACUGGUGACAUGGUGACAUCACUAUAAACAGAUUCCCGGAAAUAUCCAGCCGAAUACUCUAGCAUCCAAAUGUGGCAAAGCACAUCUUUUUAGCAUGCAUAAACCUAAGACAAAGCAGUGGCACUGAUUUCUAAACCAUUUCUGGCAUUGUACAGUCUGUAAAGGGACUGAUCCUUAAGCCGUCCAUGAAUACAACGCCAAAAUCUCGAGCAAAGGUACCAAAAAUACAGCUUUACAAGAUUCUAGCUUGUUAUACAGAAGUCUCAAACUGUAGCAAGAUCGAAAGUAUUAAUGUAAUAUAUACCAAAGUAUCACUACUGUCUCUGGACACACACUUCCCUUCCUUGUUGCCAGUAGUGCUUUUCUGUAUUCACUUCAAAGACUUAAUGUAUGACUGUUUCAAGAUGUUACUUUUUUUAAAAAUAGGAUUUUAUUACAUGUGAAUGUAGCAAACAGUGGUUUCUCUAUUUUUGUUUCUUUGUUUUCUAAGAGAAAAUCUGACCAAAGUUAACAGGCUUUUUACUUUGCUAGAACAACAAAUUUCUUAUGUUUACAUUUUGGUUUACAUUGUUAUUUAUGUGCAAAUUGUCAAAAGAU